AUGUCAAAGAAAAUAGUGAAAGGAGGAGGUAGUAACACAGCAAUUAAGAAUACAUCAAAACCUCUGGAAGAGAGUAUUUUAGAUAUUAUAAAUGACAUUAGCAAGCGUUAGUAUUCGUUAGAUUUUAGAGAACCUGUCGAUGUAAAAGCAUUAGGAUUGAGCGAUUAUUAUGACAUUGUUAAAAAGCCAAUGGACAUAUCCACUCUCAAAAAUAAUUUUUUGGAGGGUGUUUAUAAGACAAUAAAAGAAGUAUGGGAAGAUUUUGAUUUAAUCGUGAAUAACUGCAAGGCUUAUAAUAGAAUUCCAGACCACCCAAUAAACCAAAAAGCUGAUCAAAUGAAAAGCCGUGUAGAUAAAAAUUUUUAAAAGUUAUUAGAAGAUUAUAAGGCUCUAGGAGUUGAUACAGAUGGAUACUAAAUACAAAUAGAUUUAGAUGAUCUAAAGGCAAAAGAAGAAAAAAAAAGGAAGAUUAAGUUAGAUGGACUGGAUGAAAAAAAUAUACUAAUUGGCGGUGACAAAAGACUAAAUCUUAUCCCUGGUUCAUUAAAUGAAAGAAAAUUUUUCGAACUCUCAAAUUAAGAAUUAUAGAUGAUGUAGGCAGGAAAAAAUAUACAAAUGUUGCCUCUCAACUAACCUUUGUAACAAGAGGAUCCUGUGUUCUAGCCAACGUCUUUGAAAAUAUCCUUAAACGCACCAAACUUAAGUUUGAAUUUGAGUAAUUCCACAAUAACUGGCGAAUAACCUACUCCAACUAAUAAUUAAGUUGGGAUGAAAUAACCUAGAAUAACUGGAGACAAUACUUAAAAAGUAAAGAAAUAAAAAGACUAUUCAGCCAAAAUAUAAGAACUGCAAACUCUGCUUGCCUAACUCAAGCUUGAGCUUGAAGUUUAAACAAAAAAAAAGUCUGAUGUAGAAAAAUAAAGAAUCCUAUGUAAAAAUGUAUACAUUCUUUCAAAAAAAUAAAGAAGAGGAGUCCAUCAACUUGUUUAACAAUUUGAAACAGAAGAAAAUACCUUAAUUAAUCCUGAAGGCACAUUGAAUAAUUUUUCAACUCAAAGUAAUCUAAAUGGGAGUGAACAUAUAAAUGCUUAAGACAUAAAUGAUGCAGCUACAAGUGGUACGUCCUUAAAAACCCCUUAAAAAAGAGAAGAUAAUGGAAAUCUUGAUGAUUAAACAGCUAAAAAAAUGGAAAUAGAAAAUAAAGAAAUAUAGAAAAGUUAGGAUCAAGAAGGUCGCUAUAAUGAUGAUGACGAUGAUGAUAAUGAUAUUAUCAUUAAAAAGAAAAGUAACUUUAUUGACGAUCUAUCUCUAAAGUAAAAUGAAUCUACUUCUUAGAUAGGAUCUAAUAAGAUAAAAAUUCCUACUUCUUAAACACUCAACAAGGAGGCCAACUCAUCAACACAACUAAACGAUUCGAAGAUAUCAUUGAAAUAGUCUCAAAUAGGCCAAAAAUCAAAUAAUGAUUCAUUCUCAACUCCAACAAAAUAAUAACUAUUAAACAGCUCCAAUUUAUCAUCUGAAAAAAUUAAAUAGAGUAGCAAAACUAACAAUUUAAAUGCUUCAGAAUCUAAAUUUUAAAGUAAUACAAAUGACGGUGAAGAGAGUGAAGAAGAAUUUGUACCUUAAUCGCUAAAUACUUCUAAAUAGACUCCAUCUGAUUCUUUGGCUACACCAUAAUAAACUAAUUCUAUUAAACUACAUGGACUCAAACCUACUAGCAGCACUGCUAAUUCUGCCCAUUUAAAGCAUAAAUUGCAUGCUUCUGCUAGUGGAGAUAAAAUUUAAAUUAAAAAGCCUACAGAUCUUAAUAGUUCUCUACGAAAGGAAGGAGUCACACCAGAAAAAAUUUUAAGCUAAGCAAAAAAAGAUUUCACUCCUGAAAAAAGUGGAAGCUCUGGUAAGCAACUUGCUAAUUAAUAGGCAAAAUAAUUAGGCAAUGGAAAUAAUCCUUAAAAAGUAAGACCAAACGGUCAUUUAAAUGGUUAAACAAAUAGCUAAAGCAAUUUAUCUCCUUAGUCCUAGGAGCUUAAAAAAAAAUUAAAUGCCAACACUCCAACUAAAUCAGCUCUUUCUUAAGGAAAAUCUACAAUGAGUGGCAAUGUCUUGCAAAAAAAGAAUCCUUCCUCCGAUAGUAUUAUAAAAGUGAAGAUAGGAGGAGAAUCUAUAUAAAAAAGUGUGUAAGAUCUAAAUGCAAAUAAAAUUAAAAGGCCAGAAGACGAAAUAAAAAUAAAGCUAAAAGAUUCAACAUUCAAAACUGCAGAAAAAGAUGGGGAAGAAAGAAAAGUAAACAAAAUAACUAUCCCAAAUCCACAAGCAGCAGGUGGAAACUUUUUACCUACACCUGAAUUGAAGCAGUCAUAGAGUCUUAAGGCUGCAUAAAUUAUUUAAAUGGGUUAAGAGAAAAAAAACAGAGAAAUGGAAGAAAAGCAAAAAACUGAAGAGUAAAAGAGAUUGGAAGAGUUAAAAAAGAGAUAAAAUCGUCUUAAAAAGAAAGAAUAAAUGCUGCUAUAAGCUCAUUAAUAAAAAUAAGCUGAAGCUGCUGCUGCAGCAGCUGCAGCCGCUCUUGCUAAUAAUGAAGUUUCUGAUAAGCCAGUGAAUACCAGCGAACCUCCAAAAAUUAUUCUUAUGAAGAGUUAGAGUUUAAAACCUGAAGAAGGUGCCUCCACAGGAUCAAAUUUAAUAAAAAUUCCUUUUGAUGCCUCAUUAGCAAAAAUGAGCUCAACUCAAUCUUAACCAAAUAGCCAACUUGACAUUGGCUACAACUCAAGAUAAAUUUAUGAUAAAAUUAUCCCUUCAAAACCUAAGAAAACAUAAAGCAUAUAGUAAGAGUAGAAUGCAAAUACAUCAAAUAGUCAAAAUUUGAAUUUCAAUAAAAUAAAGAUUAAUGUUGGAGGAUCUCCAGUAAUGCCACCUGCUAAUAACCCAUCUAUUUAAAAUUUUCCUAUUCCUUAAAUUUCAGUUGGAGGUGAGCGUGUAGAUUUUAAAUUUGUUUUAGAUAGAAAGGCUCUUAAAAAAGAGUAUGAGAACAUGAUAAAAAGAAAACAGUUAAAGUAUAAAAAACUGCUGGAACUUAAUCUAACAAAAAUGUAGAAAGUAACUAAUUGGAUGAUAAGAGAGUGGGCAAAGUAGAAAAAAGAUGUUCGUUCUGAAACUUUAGAUUAUUUUAGAGAUAUCUUAAAUGAAAGAUAGAAAAUUAAAGAUAAUCUCGAUAUUCGUAAAAUUCAGCUGUUCUUAAAAAUGUUUUUAUACAGGCUCAGAGAUUUCUACAAAGAUCUCAAGCCUGAUUAUAUUGACAAGCUGAAAAAUAUUAGUGAAAAGCUAUACAGAAUUGGUUCUAGAGCUAUUGUAUACAAAACUCCACUCUCUAUCAGAGAUAACCCUAAAAACGCUUCAUUAGAUACUUAAGUCAGUAACAACUAGAUCUUAGAUGAAUCUCAUCCUUUGAAAAAAUUGCAAGAGGAAAUACUUGAAAUAGAAAGAGAAAUGAAGCUGUUCCGUCGUAUGCUUAGCAGAGAUAUCUAGAAAUACUAAGAACCAGAUGCGACAACUCAAAAGUCUAAAAAAUCAAAAAACAAAGAUGACGGAAGCUAAUAUAACGGAGGUAAUGAUAACGAUUAGUAAGGAGGAUAUAUGAAUGGUGGUUAAGGUUAUGACGAUUCAAAAGAUGCAAUUUAUGGAAUGGGAGAUAAAGAUUAGUAAUAAAAGUAAAGUGAAAUACUGUCAUUCUUCUUGGAGUAUAACAAAAGCUUUGAAAAGCACUCCUCUAAUUUGCAAAAAAUCCAACACUUUUUGGCAUAUUAAAAUUAUAGCAAUAUUCUAAAUUAAUUAUAGAGCAAGAAUCCAAUAAAGAGCGACUAACUAUUUGAUAUAUGCGAGACUUUUGUUGAAGAUGAAAAUAAUAAUUAAGUAGAAAUUCUUUAAUACUUCAAAAAAAAGAGAAAAAUUUCUGAACAUACAUCUUCAGAAAGUAUGACAAAUAACAAUAAUGAUACAAAGAUUGAAGAAGAAGGUAAAUAAAAAUAGAAUGAUUAAGAAAUCGAUGAAUUAAAUUCUAAUAUAUUUGACAAUGUUACUUUAUCUUUUAACUUCAAUCUUGACUCUAAGAAAGAAGAUGAAGAAGGAAAAGAAAACACUUUCAUAAGUAAAAGUCAAGACAAUUCAUUUAAUAAUCCAAAAUAAGCAAUAAAUGUAUUCAGUUAGUUUGAUGAUGAUGAAGAUGAUUCUACUGAAGCAAUAAUGGAAGAGAGAAAAUAUUAAGAGUUUAAAUCUAAAAUAAACUAAAAAAAUCUCAAAGAAUGCAAUAGUGGAAGUGAUAUUUUGGGAAAAAAUAUAAGUGAUAUAAAUAUUUCCAACGUAAUCAACCCAGAGUUUGACUAUUUCGGAGUGAAAAAACUCAAUUAAAUGAUUAAUAACAAAGUUAUAAACAAAAAAUUCUGCCAAAAUAUAAACUCAUUUAUAAAAUAGAAAUUUUAAAUUGUUGAAAUCAACAAAAUAAAAUGCAAAAAUGCUAUUAUUUACUAAAAAAUGAAAACAAAUGAUGAUCUAGUUAAAAAUUUAUAUUAAAAAUAGUAAUUAUUAGAGCCAAAGAUAAAUAUUAAAAUAGCUCCUCCGUUUUUGGAUGAUCUCAAUAUUAAUUGUUUGCAAACACUAAUAAAUUUAUAAAUUUAGGUUGAAUUGAGACUUGAGAAUGAAUAAAAUCCUAAAAGCUAAAUGGAUAUAGAAAAUAGCCAAAACAACUAAGCUGAAAAAUCUUUAGAAUUUCAUAUUUAAAAUAAUGUUAACUAUGCUUGUUGUGCAUACUUUACAGAGUUACCCAAUAUAAAGGAUGAAAUAUAGCUAAAUUGUAAAGAAAAUGCUGACUUCUAUUCGAUUCUAUGCUAAGAAGAUGUAGAGCAAGUUGUUUAAUCAUUUAAAAUAUAGAAACAAUUAUAUAGAUUGUUAUCGUAAGAUAGCUUCUUAACUUAAGAAGUAAUAAAUAGUGAGGCAGUUUGUAUAACAAAAUAAAGAUUAAGAUAAAUUGAUCCUUAAAACAACAAAUUUUUGUUAGAAAUUUCUCUCUGGACUCCUACUGAUAAUCUAGGUUAUUUAUCAAUAAAACUAAACAAUGAAGAAAUAUUUUCACCACUCAAUUUUAUUUAAAAAAUAAAAAAGUUUUAACAAUAUCAGAUUUAACAAAAGCAAAUUUAACAACAACAACAACAACAAUUGUAAUAACAACAAAAAAAAUAUAUCUAAAAUCAAUCACAAUGA
Messenger RNA from Tetrahymena thermophila SB210, 5250 nucleotides. RefSeq names its product bromodomain protein. The transcript is spliced from 6 exons. The record is from RefSeq and is a predicted model, not a curated record. Gene Ontology annotation, cellular component: nucleus; chromatin. Gene Ontology annotation, biological process: chromatin remodeling; regulation of DNA-templated transcription. Lineage: Eukaryota; Ciliophora; Oligohymenophorea; Hymenostomatida; Tetrahymenidae.